Molecule: messenger RNA, 1942 nt
Organism: Ectocarpus sp. CCAP 1310/34
Lineage: Eukaryota; Phaeophyceae; Ectocarpales; Ectocarpaceae
Source: the annotation of a GenBank genome assembly
AUGCAGCCGCCGCCGGCGCCCCCGCCGCCGCCAUCCAGGGACGUGGGCCAUGUCGAGAACAUCAGCUCCGAGUCGUUCAACUCGCUGUUUGACCACGAGGAUUCGAUCUUCCGCUCGUGGCCGACGCCGCCCUCCGCAGGGUCCUCGCCACCACGCCCGCUACCGUCGUCACCAUGCCCGCCGUACUCGCCGGUGUUCUCGCCGUCGCCGCCGUCGCCACCCCCCUGGCCGCUACCGCGUCCAGCGUCUUCGUUGGCAAGACCCCCGUGGCGGUCGGAGCAGCAGCAGCAGCGGCCGGGGCACGGCCCCGCCGCACUGUCAGCCUUCUCUCCCGAGCAGCAGGUCAACCUCGCGGAUUCCGCAGCGUGGCUGUUCGUCGUCGGCCCCUUGCUGGGCGAGGGGGCGGAGGUAGUAGGUGGUGGUGCUGUUGCUGCGGCAGUCUUGGAAGCGCCUGCCGCGGUCCCCGCUUCCGUCGACAACACGGCCGGGGCCCGUGCCGGCGGCGGCGGCGGCGGCGGCGCUGACGAUGCCCCGGCUUUGAGGACGACGAACGGCUUCAUGGCGUGGUUCCGGUCUCCCCGUUCGCCGAGCCCAGCAACAGGGCGGAUGUGCCGGGCGAUGAGGGCGGUGUUGGCGACCUUGUCGUCGUUGGUGUGUCCGUGCUUCGAGAGGAUGUAUGACGACGACGACGACGACGACGACGACGACGACGACGACGACGACGACGAUGGCCAGAGCGAUAGAGAGAGGGAGUAGGGCCGCGGCAAAGAUGGAAUAUGAAGUGAUCCCCUCUCGGAUUGGAUUGUUUCCGCUUUAAACCGUGAAGCUUGUAGCUCAGGCUUUGCGCGAUAGCAGCAGGUGGCGCGUUGAAAGGUGGUCGUUAAACAGCGGUCGCCUCUUGGUCCGAGGAACGAAAGUGAUUUUUUCAAUGAACUUGCCAACCUCUAGUGCGUUUGCUGUAUUCCACUGAUUUAUUUACCCAAGCAUACGAGGAUGUAGGAUUGUUGCUGAUUGCUUGUUUUGCUUCGAAGUGCUUUAUUAUUUACAAGUAUUUUACCUUUCUUGUUACCUCAAUCUUACCAGUAGCAUUAAGGUUUGGAAGGCAGGGUAUGGAGUUUUCCUUUCCAACCUUGUCUUCGUGUUUUUCACUUAACUUGUAAUUUGUCCAGUUGAGCUGAUGUUCGGGGGACCCUGUAGCGGGGGUUCCUCGUGACUGCACCACUACCGCUCGCUGUUGGUGCGGAUCGCUCAUCGGUGCAAAUCAAUUUUGGGUGUGACUGACUUGCGGAGGGAGGUGGUAACGGUUGUAGGGGUGGGCGUAGGGGAGUAGCUCGAGAUGGGGAGGCGGGACGGGGGCGCUCUGUGUGUGUGUGGCCUCCACCAUCCAUGAGAAAACGUAGUGUUUUCCGAUCGGCUCUAUACACUUUUGAGUGCGUCAUGCGCGGGCUGAUUGCGUGGAGGUGCUCCGGAUGUGCUCCGGAUGGCGCAGCGAUGAGAGUCGAACCUUAUGCACCCAGAGCGGUGGGAAACGCCGGACACUUGGCUCUCGGUACGCUUCGAUGCCAACGAUUCAACCAGCCCAUUGCCGCACGCAGUCGCGCGGGCUGCUUCCCUGCAACUGCUAUAUGUCAGGCAGCAGUCAAGAGACAGCAUAGCCGUUCUCUCUGAGUAAUAGUACUAGGACAGCCGGCUCCCGUAGACGAGAUAAUAUUAUCUAUCACAGUUUUUUUUUUAUACCACCGCGAGUUUUUGCGGCCCAUUGUCCGACCACACCUCCCAGCAGCAAACCGUGAAACCAAUACAAGCACAACCGGAACACCACCACUGCUGCCCUUGUUUGGUUCACAUGCAUGCGGUGUUGGUGGGUUAUCAGCUCCGCCAUUGGAUGAGCGGCGAAAACCACGAGCGAAAAACGCCCCGCCAAGUCAACCCUCCCCCCACU